Carassius gibelio (silver crucian carp) is the source of this 4443-nucleotide messenger RNA. Its product is annotated as tubulin polymerization-promoting protein. Gene Ontology annotation, cellular component: microtubule. The record is from RefSeq and is a predicted model, not a curated record. The transcript has 5 exons. Lineage: Eukaryota; Metazoa; Chordata; Actinopteri; Cypriniformes; Cyprinidae. Gene Ontology annotation, molecular function: tubulin binding. Gene Ontology annotation, biological process: positive regulation of protein polymerization; microtubule bundle formation; microtubule polymerization. Bases 254 to 943 code for a protein of 229 amino acids.
UCGCGCGGCGUUUGAUCAUCCUCGAGUGCGCGCACCAGCACCGCGCACAUAACGCGAGGAUCGCAGCGAGCGUCGCGUCGCGCAUCUCGUUCCCGCGGAUGUCUACUGUAAACAUGUUCUGCUAGAAACCGACAGAAAGAAGAACACGACAGAGGCGUCAUUCAGCUGCAUCAAGAAGAACGAAGAGCAAAUUAAAGCGAACGACGCAGACGUGGGGUCGAGGCACUGGAGGAGCAACAGAGGGCAAAGCAACAUGGAGGAAUUCAAAGUCCAGACCGCCAAACACACCGUACCCAACAGUUCACCCAUGCGUCCGCACAGCGAGCACCCGAAGGAUCACGCGGCCAAACGCCUGUCCUCCGCCUCCAACGGCACGAGCGACGGAGGAGCGGGAGCUAAAACACCUGUGGAGAUCACCGCGCUGGAGGAGUCCUUCCGCCGCUUCGCCAUCCACGGAGACACACGAGCCACCGGCAGAGACAUGAACGGCAAGAACUGGUCCAAACUGUGUAAAGACUGCGGCGUCAUCGAUGGCAAGGGCAUCACCCUCACAGACGUGGACAUAGUCUUCUCCAAAGUCAAGAACAAAUCUGCGCGCACGAUUACAUACAGCCAGUUCAAAGAAGCGCUGGCGGAGCUGGCCGGGAAACGCUUCAAAGAUAAGAGCAGCGAGGACGCCGCGCAAGAGCUUUACAAGAUGAUCGAAGGGAAGUCGCCCGUUAUAGCUGGAGUCACGAGAGCUGUGGCUUCCCCGACCGUGUCCCGUUUAACGGACACCACCAAGUUCACCGGAUCGCACAAGGAGCGUUUUGACGAGACGGGCCGUGGGAAGGGCAAGGCGGGGCGAGUGGAAGUGGUGGACACGUCCGGAUACGUGUCUGGAUACAAGCACGCAGGAUCAUACGAGAAGAAAGUUCAAAAACCUCCUCAUAAACCCAUGUGAGAUUCUCCGUCCAGCAAACGGAGUCUAGAAAGCACAAACAGAUCCCGUUGUUCUGUGAAUAACAUUGAGUUUGUUCCUCUUCCUAUAAGUGUUUUAUUUCUAACUGGAACGCUGUUUACAUCACCAGCUGGUACGUUCCUAACAAACACGAUGAUGCCACGAGAAAGACAUGUGACUACAGUAUGGCACGGUUGAAUCUGAAAUGAAUCGAUUGUCAUGUUAUGGCUUCUCUAAUGAUGCAGUUGAAUCAGACUUGAGUAAUGCAGUGCAAGUCCAUAAUUUGCGUUGCAACAACACACAAAAAAUUUCCAAUUUAUGUUUUAAUGCAUUCAGCAGAUGCUUUUAUCCGAAGCAACUUGCAUUGCAUUUCAGAGCUAAAUGUGAUCAGUUCAUGCAUUCCCUGGGAAUCAAGCCCGUGAUCUUGGCAUUUCUAACACCAUGCUCGUAGAGCUCCUUUCACACAGCAAUCCUGGUAAAUUACCGUAAAAUCACCAGAAUUAGGUUUAUUUAGAAAUGCUAUUUACUGGGCUUAUGUUUCAGGCCUAUGAUAAAUAUAUUUGUCUUGAUAUAAAUUAUGCAUACCGUAUUUUUCGGACUAUAAGUCGCACCUGAGUAUAAGUCGCAUCAGUCCAAAAAUAUGUCAUGAUGAGGAAAAAGACAUAUAUAAGUCGCAAUUAUUUAGAACCAAGAACCAAGAGAAAACAUUACCGUCUCCAGCCACGAGAGGGCGCUCUAUGUCUUCAGUGUAGACUACAGGAGAACUGAGCAGCAUAGAGCGCCCUCUGGCGGCUGGAGACGGUAAUGUUUUCUCUUGGGUCAUUUCUCUUGGGUCAUGUCAAAUUAAUUUUGAUAAAUAAGUCGCACCUGACUAUAAGUCGAAGGACCAACUAAACUAUGAAAAAAAAGUGCGACUUAUAGUCCGUAAAAAAAAACGGUAAUUUGAAGGAAUAGUUCACCCAAAAAUGGAAAUCUUAUGUAAAUGUCCUCACUCUCAGGUGAUCCAAGAUGAGUUUGAGUUUGUUUCUUCGUCAGAUCUGGAGAAAUGUAGCAUUGCAUCACUUGCUCUGCAGUGAAUGGGUGCCGUCAGAAUGAGAGUCUGAUCAAAAAAUCCACAAUAAAUCCACCCACAUUUGUUAAGGGCUGUUUUGGCUUGUAAACGUUGCUUAAUCUGUGCAGAUUUCUCUCCUGAUUCAGACCAGACCAUUUUUUCAUGAUGGACUCUUAAAACAUCUUAAUGCUGGAUGUGUUUCAUCUUUUGUCUUCUCCAGAUGUUAACUGGAGUGCUGUGGAUUAUUGUGAUGUUUUUAUCAGACUCUCAUUCUGACGGCACCCAUUCACUGCAGAGCAAGUGAUGCAAUGCUACAUUUCUCCAGAUCUGACGAAGAAACAAACUCAUCCUCAUCUUGAACGUCACAUUUACAGCAAAUCUUAUUUUUCCGGUGAAUUCAUUUUGGAUGCAUGUAUGGCUUGACCUGAUAGUCGUCUCAUUCGCCAACAUUUUACGCUAAAACUUAAAAAAUCUACUGAUUUCGUUGGCAUUUCACAUAUAUUUUAUAAUAACCGAAUGCAUUUUUAAUGCAUAAAGAAUUGACUGCUGGUGCUCAAGAUUGUAUAUCUAGGAGUUUGUUUGAUGUUUUUUAAAGUUUCUAUGUAUUUCUAAUGCUAUAAUGGCCUAAUAUGAAGCACUGCCUGUGUGUUUUAAUUGUGGAAUGAUUAACUGUAGUAUGUAAAUGGAAACACCAUCAGCAAAAGUUCAGGAUGUUCUUGUUAUAUCCGUUUGCUCUGCAUCACAAUAUCUGACCCAAUGCAUGAAGCGUUAUACUUCAAAACAAUUCAUGCAGUGUUUUUGCCUACUUUACAAUGUUUACAAGAGAAGUGACAUGCUGUAACUAAUGCUGGCAUGACAGACGUCUAAAUGAAUACAUUCCCUUUACCACAACUAGUGUUCGGAUUUAUUUAUAAAUGCACUGCCAUCUGAACACACUGGACGGGAUCCAGCCCUCAGGGUUCCCACACUUUCCAUCAGACUUCCAGAACAGAUAAAUAAUCACUAAUGAAUCAUUCAAACACACUGCUUUAUGGCUCGCAAACAUGUUUUAAUCGAUGCAAGCCCAAUAUUUAGCUAAUAUAAUUUAAAUGGAACAUUACUAUUAAAAUCUAUAUUCAUUAUACACAUUUUUUAAAACCUUUUUUUUUUUAACGCGAGAAACUGAAUUGUGAAUCACUGAUUCACUGAAUCGACUCAAAAGAAUGAUUCACUCAAUUCAGUUUCACUUGAACCAGUUUAAUAUUUUAGAGCAUGGAGAAGAUUGUUUAAAGAACUUUUAAGAUUUUAUGACUUUUCCAGAUCUAGAAAACAUAAAUGUAAAAUGCCCUAACAUUUUUUACAUAAUUAACUGAUUUGUGAACCACUGAUUCACUGAAUGAUUCGCUCAAUUCAUUGUCACUUUAUUUCAUGGCCAUUUUAAUAUUUUAGAGCAUAGAGGAAAUCUUUUAACAAAAUUAAGAUUUUAUGACUUUCUCAGAUCUAGAAAACACAAAUGAAACAUUUCCUAACAUUUUUUUACGUGAUAAAUAGAUUUUUGAAACACUGAUUCACUGAAUCAACUCAAAAGAAUGAUUCACCCAAUUCAGUUUUACUUGAACAAGUUUAAAAUUUUAGAGCAUAGAGUAAUUUUUUUAACCAAAUUAAGAUUUUAUGACUUUCUCAGAUCUAGAAAACAUAAAUGUAAAAUGCAAUAACAUUUUUUACGUGAUCAAAUGAAUUGUGAACCGCUGAAUCAACUCAAACGAACGAUUCACUCAAUUCAGUUUUACUUGAGCCAGUUUAAUAUUUUAGACGUAGAGCAGAUUUUUAAAAAGGACCUUUAAGGAGACUUUUCUAGAUCUAGAAAACACAAAAAUUACCUAACAUUUUUUUACGUGAUAAACUGAUUUGUGAACCACUGAUUCACUGAAUCAACUCAGGAACGAUUCACCCAAUUCAGUUUAACCUGAGCCAGUUUGAUAUUUUAGACGUAGAGCAAAUUUUUAAAUGAUUUUAUGACUUUUCCAGAUCUGAAAAUCACAUAUUUUAAACGAUGUGAUGGUGGGAACCCUGAACUUUGUAAUAGAUGAUAUUUUCCGUGUCUAUGGAGCAAAGAAGGGAGGAGUGAGAGUGUACAGACAUAUUCUUCUACAGAACAUCUAUUUUCAGAAAAGACCAGUGGUUACAGAUCAUAAAUGUCAAGCUCUCCUGCAGAAAGUGACUCCUAUUUAUGAGAACAAACCAUAAAUAAGUAUAUAUGUUGUUGUAUUUAAUAUAUGAUUUUAAUGUUUUGUGUGCUUAAUGCCAAAUACUGUUAACCAUCCGUUUUGAGGAACAAUACUGACUUAUUUUUUAAACAAUGUUUUUUAAUGUUCUGCAGUAUCCUGAUAUGCAUGCCAUACGGUGAUGGUAAAACGAUUUUAACGUGUCGGUGUUUUGUAGCAUCGUAUUGAAUAAAAAAGAAAAAAAACUG